AUGUGCUCUCCUACUGUGCAAUUUCAGUUCAGCAAUUCACUCACCGUUAGAAGGUUUUCGGAUGAACUGAGAAUCAGUCAUAAUGACAAUGCUCUCGAGGUCUCUGAUAACAUUGCUCUCGCUCGCUUUCGGGCUAUAUCAUGGUUCCGGGGCAGCCCACGAGGAGAACCUCCCAUCUGCACAGGUUGUGCCCUCUGGCACUUCGCCACCGGUCCUGGGGUUCAUGACGCCGCCACGGCCGCCCUUUUUCCCUUUCCCUGUCGCUCCACGCCCACCACUGCCGCCUUUCCCGAGGCCGCCACCAACUCCUUUCCCACCCGCACCUGGAUUUACUCCACCGCCACCAUCGAUUCCUUUCCCGGCCCCUCCGUUGUCACCACCAUCGAUUCCUUUCCCGGCCCCACCGUCGUCACCACCAUCGAUUCCUUUCCCGGCCCCUGCUUUGUCACCACCAUCGAUUCCUUCGCCGCCACUAUCAGGAUUUACUCCGCCUCCUUCAUUCUCUUUCCCCGUACCCCCAUCGCCAGUUCUCCCGCCGCCGUCACCAUUUCCCUCGCCACCAUCCCCAGGAUUUAUUAUGCCGCCGCUGACUCCGACUCCACCAUCCUUCCCUUCUCCUCCUCUCCCUCCGACAGCUCCAUUGCCACCAUCUCCUCUCUCCUUAAAUGCCCCUCCUGCUUCAACUCUCCCAAAGAUGUCCCCUUGAUCGAACUAUAGUACUAUACAUCAUACAUUCACAUAGGUAACAUUUCUCGUUCUAGUAUUUCCACCACCUUUUUCUUUUCAAAUAAGGAUUCCUCCUACGUCCAUUGGAUUUGUGGGCGUUCAGGACGUUACAGAACUCUGUCUCUUGUAAUCUGUCCAUGAGAUGGUAGAAUUCCAUCUGUUGAAUGUAUGUUGCAGAGGAAUAAUUGGCCCAUGGUUACAGGGGUUUCGGUUCAUAAUGUAAUAACAAUCCUAAGCAAUUGCGAAGCACUGUCUGUAAAUUUGGUUUGAUGGGACAAUGUUGUGUUUGAUGUGA
Molecule: messenger RNA, 1021 nt
Organism: Syzygium oleosum
Lineage: Eukaryota; Viridiplantae; Streptophyta; Magnoliopsida; Myrtales; Myrtaceae
Exons: 3
Coding region: 1-717 (238 amino acids)
Source: RefSeq, a predicted model, not a curated record